CUACUGCCAAAAACCUCUCUCUCUCGUUUUUUCAGCAGUCACUUUCCAACCCCUUGCAAAAGGAAAUCUUCUCCACCAUCAAACCACUGCUCUGCUUCACCUUCACUUCCCCCAAACUCACUUCUCUGUUUCUUUUUUCUCCCUAAUUCCCCGUCAUCUUUAGCUCAAUGAUGGCGAUGAAACCAAUCCUCAUUGGCUAAAUUUUUCUGCCCCUUUCCUCCUUUCCCACUCCCCAAUUCCAACCCCAUCAGCACAGAAACAAUGCUGAACCAAGACGGCCACGAUUCAUCCCCUGUUUCUUCAUCAUCGAGCUCUGUUUUCUCUUCCUCUGUUUUUACUUGGCCGCCGGUCGGGGCGCCCAUGAUGCUGCAGAGGGACCAAGAAGACCAUUUGGGACGCUUUGACAACUCCGUCAGUGCGGUGUCUUUCGGGUUCGUCGCCACUGCAAUCCUCAUCUCGAUGUUUUUAGUCAUGGCCAUCUUCGAGCGGUUUCUCCGGCCGGGUUGCGGCGGUCAACGGACCGGCGACCUCGAGUACCAGAUGGGUUUCAACUCCAAGCUCCGCCACCCUUCUCCCAAAAUGACGGUGUAUGCAAAUGGGGUAUCAGUGUUGAUGCCUGGAGACAACAUUCCCACAUUCAUAGCACAUCCAGCGCCGGUUCCAACCUUUGCUCCUCAACUCCAGCCGCCGCCGCCGAUGCCACCACCGCCACCUCCGCCGCAUCAGCAUGAAUCCUCUGAGGAGGAACCACGCUUAUUAUCUCAGGGGAACUAAGACGGUUGAAGGGUAUUUUGGAAGAGGAAAGGUGGAAGCUUUCUUGUACAUAGAUAGGUGUUUGCAUGUAGUAGGGUUUUAGUAGUGUUGUGGGGCUUAUUUUUGAUGAGUUGGGUAAAAAGGCUCAUUUUUUUUUCACAGUAGCAAGCAGAGAAACAGGGGAUGCUUGCUUUCCUCUGUUAGAUCGAUUGAAUUGAGAGUGAAUCCUCGUGGAUCACGGAAUGGAACUUGGGUUUAUUUUUCAUCCUCUCUUUGGAUCUUAGGGUUAUUACUCUUUUGUAAACAUUUUGUCCGAGGAGGGUAAUGUAAUUAUCCACCAUGAAGCAUUGGAGGCCACGCCACAUAUGGUUCUUGACUUCAUUCGACAGAG
Messenger RNA from Linum tenue, 1144 nucleotides. The record is from the annotation of a GenBank genome assembly. NCBI's taxonomy places the organism in Eukaryota, Viridiplantae, Streptophyta, Magnoliopsida, Malpighiales, Linaceae.